UGAGAAGACGCGCACCACGUGCCUCUGCCUGUGAGAAGACGCGCUUCAUGGCAGCUCACCGCAGCCAUGUGUGGGGCCUCUUUGAGGAGUUGACCAAAGGGCAGCUGCUUGAGGACACAGUGUUGUUGAUGGUGGAAGCAGAACUGCCAAGUGGCCUUCCAACAGCCAAAGAAUUGCUGCAUUGGGGUGGCGAAAACAGGAGUCCGCAAGAACACGCUCAGUACAGUGAACUUGGGGUGAUGUGCAAGGAGCGCCUCUUGACGCAUGGCCGGGGUGCCAAAGUGCGCCUCGCGUCGUCUGCAACCCAGGGACCGAUCGCUUGGGUGGAGCUCGCCAGCGGUGCUUGCUGCGAGAUCUUUCCACCCUCCAGACCCACGGCGGACGGUGUCCGGGCGCUCUUGAAGAUGCCACCAGGCAGCUCCGUCUGGGAGAUCCGUUACCGCAGCGACCACUCCGUAGAGGUCCGCGGUGCCGGGACUGGCCGCGCGUCCUCACCACGGACAGUGCGGAGACCGCACAGUGCGGACUGGCUGCGCGAGAAAUGACCCCACCCUUUGUGGAGCCUGAAUGGUUGAGGAAGGUGUCAGGCGGUCAGUGCAUUCAAGGCACCAGUUCUAUUUUGGAAAAGCACCAGUUGCAAUUGGAAUUGAUGAGGUGCUACUUGGCGUUCGUUGUUCUGCCUUUUAGCCGUUCGCAGGUCUAGGCUCCGCCUGGUCCCGCGCGCGGGACCACUAGACAAGACUGGGUUCGCCAUGUUUUCCACACCAGGUCCAGGGGGUGCGCAGGGGGAGUCGAACCCGGGACCCCAGCCUGGACACCGCCUGCACCUAGAGAGAAAACCUGACGGUCCCCACUCCACCUCAAAAAUGAACCAUGUCAAAAAUUUGUGGAUGUUUCGCAAAGCGCC
Durusdinium trenchii is the source of this 907-nucleotide messenger RNA. The record is from the annotation of a GenBank genome assembly. Lineage: Eukaryota; Dinophyceae; Suessiales; Symbiodiniaceae.